This is a messenger RNA of Pteropus alecto (black flying fox), 3803 nucleotides long. RefSeq names its product protocadherin beta-16. Gene Ontology annotation, cellular component: plasma membrane. Gene Ontology annotation, molecular function: calcium ion binding. NCBI's taxonomy places the organism in Eukaryota, Metazoa, Chordata, Mammalia, Chiroptera, Pteropodidae. The transcript is spliced from 2 exons. The record is from RefSeq and is a predicted model, not a curated record. Bases 1603 to 3573 code for a protein of 656 amino acids. Gene Ontology annotation, biological process: homophilic cell-cell adhesion.
AAGAUCUGAAUAGACAUUUCUUGAAGGAAGAUAUACAAAUGGCCAAUAAGCACAAGAAAAGAUGUUUAACAUUAUUACUCAUCAGAGAAAUGAAAAUCAAAAUCAUAAUGAGCUGCCACUUCAAAUCUACUAGGAUGACUAGAAUCAAAAAGUCAGAUAACAGCAAGUGUUGGGAGGAUGUGCAAAAUUAGAAUGUGGAUACACUGCUGGUGGUAAUGUAAAAUGGUGAAACUCUUCUGGAAAAAAGAUUGACAGUUACUCAAAUCUACAGAUACUUUAUGACCUAGCAAUUCUACUCCCAGAGAAAUGAAACAUAUGUCCACACAAACACUAUCAUAGAUUAUUUAUAAUAGUUAAAAGGUGGAAACAACCCAAAUGUCUAUCAACAGAUGGAUGGAUAAUCAAAAUGUGAUAUAUCUAUACAUUGGAAUAUUAUUCAGUCACAAAAGGAAGAAAGUACUGGCAUAAACUACAACUUGAAUGAACACUGAAAACAUGCUAAUUGAAAGAAGCCAGUCACAAAAGUCCACAUGUUGUUAUUAUUCCACUAACAUGAAAGUACAGAAUAUAGAGGUCUAUUGAAACAGACAGUAAAUUAGUGACUGAUUAGGGUUUGGGGCAAGAGGGACAGGGGAAUAGUGGGUGUGAUAGCUCAAGGGUACAGUUUUAUGGGAUGAUGAAAAUGUUCUAAAAUUGGCUGUGGUAAUGGAUGCACUACUCUGAAUAUACUAAGAAGCCACUGAAUUAUACACUUUAAAUGGAUGAAUUGUAUGGUAUGUGAAUUAUAUCUUACUAAAACUGUUUUUUUAAAAAAGAAUAAAACAAAUUAUUUGCAUCACAAUAAUUUAAAAGCAUCCCAAAGCAUGCAGGCCUAACCUUGAGAUCUGGCUAUUUGGGAAAUAAUUUUCCAAUAAUUUGAAACUGUGAAAACUUACAGUUGUUAGUCUUAGGUUUUGGAAAGAAGAGGAGUAACCUACUCUUGAUAAGUCACUUUGGAACUGCUAUCGAUUGCAAUUUUGCAGUGUCAACUCAUUUGUAAUUUUAUAAUAUGUAUGUAUCAUGAAAAAUGUGUACUUAUGAAACUGUUCCCAUGUUACUUUGAAAACAUUUUGCUUCUAAAUUUAUGUCCUUUUCAACUUAAAUGUUAAAUUAUUUUACUUAACCAUUAAACCUCAACAGCUUUAAAGAGUCAAUAAUAUAAGUGACAGUUUGCUCCGUGCAACAACACACAGAAAACAUGUGAAAAUAGAACUCGGUAUUUUAUAUUACAGAAUACAAUUUACACAAUUUAUUUGGUACACUUAAGAGAAUUCUGUAUCCAAUGUUAAGCCAGAAAAUAUAAGACGCAGUGAGAACGCAUGGUGGCGCUGCAGGUUAAAUGAUGGAAAACAGAAUUGCCUCCACAGCUCCAGUAUCCAGCCAAACAGUUUCACACUGCCUGGAAGCUAAAGAACAGCCUUCUCAGCCAGAGUGAAUUGAGUUUGAACCUUUAUAAAACCUCUAUUUAGCAACACACUUCCACCAUUCUGGACUUCAAGACCGGGCUACAAGGAUACUGGGCAUACAUGAAGCUCCUGUGAACCAAAUUUUCAGGAAACAGCAAUGGAGACUGGAUGGAUGUGCAAUCGGAGACAAAGGCAAGUCCUAGUUUUCUUUCUUUUGCUGAAUAUGUCUGGGGUGGGUGCCGAGUUAGGGCCCUAUUCAGUAGUGGAAGAAACGGAGAAGGGAUUCUUUGUGGCAAAUCUAGGAAAAGACCUGGGAUUGGGGUUGACGGAGAUGUCCACCCGUGGGGCCCGGAUCAUUUUUCAAGGUCACAAAGAGUAUUUGCAGCUCAAGGUUCAGACUGGAGAUUUGCUCAUAAAUGAGAAACCAGACCGAGAGGAGCUAUGCGGUUCCAUUGAGCCUUGUGUACUACAUUUCCAAGUGCUAAUGGAAAAUCCCUUAGAGAUAUUUCAGGCUGAACUGACGGUAAAGGACAUAAAUGACCAUUCUCCUGUGUUCACGGAAAGAGAAAUGAUUCUAAAAAUACCAGAAAACAGUCCUCUAGGAAUCGCAUUACCUCUGAGUAAUGCUCUGGACUUGGACGUGGGAAGCAACAAUGUUCAGAACUACAAAAUCAGCCACAACCUGCAUUUCCAAGUUCUAACCCACAAUCUCAGCGAUGGCAGAAAAUAUCCGGAGCUAGUGUUGGACAAAGAGCUGGAUCGGGAGGAGGAGCCUGAAAUCACAUUAACCCUGACAGCGCUGGAUGGUGGCUCUCCACCCCGUCAGGGGACCGCCCAGGUGCUCAUCGAAGUGGUGGACGUCAAUGAUAACGCCCCUGAGUUUGAGCAGCGGCUCUACAAGGUGCAUAUUCCCGAGAACAGUCUUGUUGGCUCCCUGGUUGUCAACGUCUCUGCCAGAGAUUUAGACAGCGGUGUCAAUGGAAAAAUAUCAUAUUCAUUCUUUCAGCCUUCAGAAGACAUUAGCAAAACUUUAGAGGUAAAUCUUGUGACAGGAGAAAUUCGACUGAAAAAACAAGUAGAUUUUGAAACAGUGCGGUCUUAUGAAGUAGACAUCAAAGCCACUGAUGGGGGAGGUCUUUCAGGAAAAUGCACUCUUCUCCUGCAGGUGGUGGAUGUGAAUGAUAAUCCUCCAAAAGUGACCAUGUCAGCAUUCACCAGCCCCAUCCCAGAGAACUCGCCUGAGAUCGUAGUUGCUGUUUUCAGUGUUUCAGAUCCUGACUCAGGGGAUAACGGAAAGACUAUUUCUUCCAUCCAGGACGACCUUCCUUUUCUUCUAAAACCUUCAGUCAAGAACUUUUACACCUUGGUAACGAAGAGAGCACUAGACAGAGAAGAAAGAGCCGAAUACAACAUCAUUAUCAUUGUCACUGACUUGGGGACACCCAGGCUGAAAACGGAGCACAACAUAACCGUGAAGGUCUCUGACGUCAACGACAACGCCCCAGCCUUCACCCAAACCUCCUACACGCUGUUCGUCCGCGAGAACAACAGCCCCGCCCUGCACAUCGGCAGCGUCAGCGCCACAGACAGAGACGCGGGCGCCAACGCCCAGGUCACCUACUCGCUGCUGCCGCCCCAGGACCCGCAGCUGCCCCUGGCCUCCCUGGUGUCCAUCAACGCGGACAACGGGCAGCUGUUCGCCCUGAGGGCGCUGGAUUACGAGGCCCUGCGGGUCUUGGAGUUCGGCGUGGGCGCCGUGGACCGCGGCUCCCCGGCGCUGAGCAGCCCGGCGCUGGUGCUGGUCUACCUGGUCAUCGCGUUGGCGUCGGUGUCGUCGCUCUUCCUGUUCUCGGUGCUGGCGUUCAUCGCGGUGCGGCUGUGCAGGAGGAAUAGGGCCGCCUGGGUGGGUGGCUGCUCGGUGCCCGAGGGCCACUUUCCGGGCCACUUGGCGGACGUCAGCGGCACGGGGACCCUGUCUCACAGCUACCAAUAUGAGGUGUGUCUGACGGGGGGCUCGGGGACCAGCGAGUUUAAGUUUCUAAAACCGAUUAUCCCCAAUCUCGUAUCCCAGAAUUCUGGGAGAGAAAUGGAAGAAAAUCCAUCCUUUCGAAAUAGCUUUGGCAUUUAAUUAUUGAUAAGAACCUAUUUAAUAAGGACAAUAACUUCUAAUAUAUAACUUCUAAUAUAUUAUGUCGAUUAAUAAAUUGCUUAAGUUCACUACCACCAAUAAGAUGCUGUUUUCAUUUUGGUUCAUCCUCAAUUUCCAAUUUUACAUUUAGGUCAGAAGUUUUCUAUUCCUCAUGUAUUUGCUUUACCUUCAAAAUUGAUAUUAUUAAUUUUUCCACCAUAUAAAUGUCU